UUUCAUUUCAUGCGGCAUUUUUACUCUAUUUAUUUUGGAUGCAUAAAUUCUUAAUGCUGAGCUCAUUAAUGUGUAGUUUUAUUUGCAUUAGGAACAGGGGAUGCUACAGUGUGCAGGUUCGAUUAUUUUAUAUAAGACACAAUUCUCCAGAGAUCUGCUAAAUAGAUCCUAACCUUGUUAAGCUUUGCAAUCACCGUGAACCUGCAGAAACUAACUGGCACAAGUGCUGCAAAAGAAAGAGCUAAACAACAAGAGCUGAGGUAAGUUUUAAUUGUAAUUUCACAACAUGGUUGCAAUAUUUAAGACACGUGAGCAGCUCCCAGUCCAAUGAAUUUUUCGGCUAAGUAGAGCAUUUGACCUUAUUGACAAAUUAAAUUAAGUAUAAAUAAAUAAAAUAUGUUCAAGCUAUCUUAAAUGUUGUGUAGCAGUUAUAACUUAGUCCUGAAUUGGGCUCAGGUUAAGAAAGUACUAAAUGUAUAUAGUUUGCUUACUCAAAAACAGUUUUUGGCCAUGGUUUGGUUGUGAUUUGUGUUUCACAAUGUCAAAUAUUUUAAAAUAAUAUUAAUAUGUAUCAUAGAUUACAUAUUGUGGACAGAGUAUUGAGGCCAUUGUAAAAUGCAGCGGUUUUUCCAAGCUACCAGUAGCUUUAAAAAGCUUUAAAAUGUGUUUAACAUUUUAAAUUUUUUUUGUAGAUGUGAGCUGAGUUUCAUCGCAUCACAAAUGUCAACCUGCAAAAUCAGUUUUAUUUUGACCUGGACAGACACGGAUGCUGAUCUUGUUGAGACAGAAGGCAGCACGAACCGGAAGGCUCUAUGCGACUUUCUGCACAUCUAUGAUAACCGGCAAGAGCAGACUGCUGAUGUCAAACGUACUCCUGUCCUGCACUGGCUUCCAAAAUACAAAUGUGAGGAGGACCCACAAUUCUUCAAAGUUUGGAAUAUCAGACAGCUGUUGAAGCCUGUCAGACUUCCCACCCGUGACUUGGUGGAUGACUGGGACUUUAAUCCUUCUAACCCCUACAAACAUGCAAAAAGGAGCUUUCUGCAUCCUUGGACAUUAAAAAAGAAGGCGCCACACAAAAGCUUCGUCUGUCAACCUUUCUUAAGGCUUUAGUUUAGUGCUCCGUUGCACCUGCUGUCCACAUCAAUGCAGCUCCUUCUGUUCAAACACAGCCUCAUGGUUUACACCCCAGGGGGGAUGUGGUGUGUCUGAGCCGGGGUGCAUUUCCACCCUUCGCUGUCCUAUACAGUGGUCUAAAUCUUCAUUAUUAAUUCAUACAUGCACAGAGGGACAGCAGCUCUGCAUACUAAUGCAGACACCUGUUGCUGGAAGCUGCUGCUCUUCUCUGUGACCUUUUGCUUGUGUUGCUUUCACUUUGUUUUUAUGAGGCGGCCUCCUUUCGUGUCAGCUGUCAGCUCCAACACUUUCAGUUUAGCUUCUCCUCUACAGUAGAGUUGAAUCUAAGGAUGGAUCACCUCCUGUAACUAGGAGGGGGGGGGGGGGGGCUGUCACAGCUUGGGGGUAGCCCCAGGACAGAGGUGGGAGGGGGGGGCUUUUAAAGUUGGCAGAAACAUGAAGUCUGCAGAAAUGCUGUCCGGGGCGCAGCCGUGCUUUCAGCUGCUCCGGAUCGGGCUCUCGACGGGUGACUCUGCCCGGGACUUGUACACGUUCAGGCCGGCGCUGAACCAAUCGGUGUUCCGCCUGGGACGGGCGGCGGAGCUGUGCGACGUCACGCUGGAGUCGGCGCUGGUGUCCCGCAUCCACGCUGAGCUGCACGCCGAGAAGGAGGCGAGCGGUGAUGACGGGGAGCAGCAAGAGGAGGGCUGGAGGGUGCACAUCAAGGACAGGAGCAGUCAUGGCACAUGGGUCAACGACGUGCGCCUCCAGUCCAGCAUCCUGUGUGAGCUGUCCGACGGCGACACGCUGGUCUUUGGGGGUCAGUCCUCUCCAGGAAGCCCAGAGUUCUACUUCCUGUUCCAGAAGGUCAAAGUUCGGCCACUGGACUUUGAUGCCAUCACAGUUCCAAAGGCAGGAAUGUUCUCCUCCGACUUACAGAACCGGAUUCGAACCAAUUUAGACCGAAAAGUGACGGCAAACCUGGACCUGUCCAAGCUGUCCAUCAACCGGGCCACCGUCAUCCUCAACUCCAUCGGCAGCCUGAGCAAGAUGAAGGGCAGCGCCUGGACCUUCAAGAGGAGCCACAGCCAGGAGGGGGCCGUCUCUGACCCCGGAUGCUCCUCCCCCCCGCCUUCUGUGGGUUUCACCUCCCUGCUGCCUCCCUCCACGCCUCCGGCCGUCUCCCCUGCAACAUCGAUGUCCACUGCAAAGCCUGUGCCGGCGGCGUCCAGGAGCAGGAGGAAGUCGGCGCACACCGUCCUCCUGGAGGACGACAGCUCGGAUGAGCCCAGGAGUCGAGGAGCUUUGACGAGAAUCGUGGAUGAAGCGCCGAGAGCGCGGCCGAAGAAGAGGCGGAGGCUCUACAAGUCUGAGUCGGAGGGUUUCACUUCCCCGGCCCCACCCCCUCUCCAGGCCACGAGCCACAGCGCCAUCCGGAGGUCACUGGAGGUGAAGCCCUUCCCCGCGGGCAUCAGGACCAUCGGCAGCUUCCACGGCGCCGUGACCAACAGCCACCUCAGCCAGCAGGUCCUCCAGACCUCCAUCAGCAGCCUGUCUGUCAAGCAAGAGGUGGAGGGCUCGCAGCGCGUCAGGAUGAUGGUGCACGGCAACAUCAGCGCCUUCCGCCAGCGCAAACCCGCCCACUGCUCCCCGGCGGCACAGAGAGGGAGGCGCAGGGCCAACAGCGCGCCAGUCUUCUCCCCUCUGAUGGUGGGCGGGGAAAACUACAGCCUGGCCCCGCCUUCCGUGAGCCGCACAGGGGAGAGACGAGGCAGGAUGCAGCUCAACAGAUUUCAUCAUCCGACAAGUAAACGACGAGGCCGCCCCAGAAAACAUCCCCUUCCCCCCUGCCCGUUCCCGCCCUCCCCUUCCUCCUCCUCCUCUUCCUCGUCCACAUCCUCGGCCUCCUCCUCCUCGGGUUCCUCGACUGGCUCGUCUUCCUCUGAUGACGAGGAUGAGGAGGAAGAGGAGGGUGCGGUGGGCGGCGUGGUGGAGCCGUGUGCGGCGCCGCGGUGCCGGCUCCCCCAGCAGGACACGGUUCAGUGGAUCCAGUGCGACGUGUGCGACGCCUGGUACCACUUAGACUGCCUGCACGUGGACCGCAAGAAGCUCCUGAAGGACCCCAACGCCGACUUCCACUGCGGCUGCCGCUGACCUCCCCCCCCCUCAGAGACCGAGCGUGAGCCUCUACAUCCCAAAGCUGCCGUGGUUGACCUGUCAGACAUGUAUUUCCUGUAGUCCUAAAAGUAGAAAUCUUCCUGCUGUGGUCACUAAAGAUGGAAACGAUGCUCUCAGUUUCUUCACAAAGCUCAGGUGCAGCUCAGGCGGAGAAAGAGAAGGAGGAGGAGGAGGAGGAGAAGGAGGAGGAGGAGGAGGUGCACACUUAAUAAUAGAAGGCUGGAUUUCAUUUGGCUUUCACUGCCUGGAGAGGCCGGAUCAGAAAUAAAAAAAACCAGAAGUGGCUGAAAUCUUCCAUCUGUGGCUGCUUGGGGUCAGAGGCGGAGCGGCAUUCAAAGGAACUUAUGACACCUUUCUGAACCAGAAGGUCCCAUCUGCUCGUUCUCUGUAGGCCAGCUGUCCUCCGCUCGGUUCUUCCUCUGCGCCUUCAGUCAUAAUCAGAAGCUUUCCAGUAUUCAAACAUUAAGAAAUGCUUAAGGAGGCGCCCUCUGCAUCAUCUAAAGACGUUUGGACUGUUUGUUUCUUUUACAAACGUGUGGUGACGAAGGCCCCAAACGGCCAAAAGGAGGCCGACACCCACCACCCAUCUGAACCCCCUGACCCGUAUGUUGGUUCUGACUGCGCCCCCCUCCUGAAUGUACCCUCAGUAGCUUUGACUUCAAGCUCCACUGAAGAGACUGGUGUCGGCUGUGGCCUCACACGAACGCUAACAGGGUUUGCUCUUAUCACCUGUGGCAGAACUGCGGCUUAUUUUAGAGGAAAAAAACGCCUAAACUAAAUCAACUUUAGAUUUUUAACUUGUUAUUCCCAACCGUUCACAUACAAGGAAAGAAAGAGAAAUAAUUAUUUCAGAGUUCAGUUCAAUUUCACCCACUUUGGCCCGAUGUCGUUGGUGUUCUGGCUUUCUCGUUUUUCAUUUUCAUCUGCGUUUUACACUGAAAUGAUCUUUUUGCAUUAAGUUGCUCAUAAAUCCUCCUGCUGCUGUCGUCACACCAAACCACUUUUGUGUGCAACACCACCAAGACCUCAAACCGUCUAAACACGUCUUCGGGCUGUUUGGUUGACUUUAGUUUGGGUUUCCUAGUUGUAAAUGAAAACAAAAUGAUCUUUAAGUAAGUUUUGAAUGUUUUUUGCUGUAUAGUCUGUAUGUGGGCAUCCUACGUUCCGUGUCUUGUUAGAUUUUGAGCUCUUUGCCAACUUUUAGGGGGGAAAAAAAACAAAGUGUGGCAUCUUCACCACAUCACUCGUUAGCGCUCCUGAGUUAACGCCCGCCGUGCUGCACCUGCUCUCUGCUCUCGUGUGGCAAAGCAGGUGUGGGAAAACCGCUGGAUGCAAACUGCAUUAAAGAGGCUUGAAGCCCACUGAGCGCUUUUGGCUGCAAAGAGAACCACAGGAACCACAACCUAGACAGGUGGAACGGUCCAUUUUUGAACAAUGGGAGUUUGGAUCUGCACACUGUAUUGGUAUUAUAAAACUGUCAUCUCAUUUGGUGCACUUAAAAUGUAAUUUAGCACCGAUAGCCGUUUGGUCUAAAAUAUUACAAGCAGAAGAAGAACAAAAAUGUAUUUUAUGUUUUGUUUUUUAUAUUCCUGCAAAGAUACAUUAGCACAAAAUUUAGAAAAUUGUUUAAUUUCAUCAGCUUUUUGUCAUAUUUGCAUUCAACAAUCAUUGGGAGUUGAUGAAUGAUUUGCUUAAAAAUCUUCAAAAAAAAAAAGCUCUUUCUGUGCAGCGUUUUACUCACUAAAGCCUCUAAGUGCAGGGAAAAUUGAGAUGCAUGCUUCCAAAUUAAAUGCACAACACUUCAUGAAUGUUUAAUAA
Messenger RNA from Oryzias latipes (Japanese medaka), 5112 nucleotides. NCBI's taxonomy places the organism in Eukaryota, Metazoa, Chordata, Actinopteri, Beloniformes, Adrianichthyidae. The record is from RefSeq and is a predicted model, not a curated record.